Messenger RNA from Postia placenta MAD-698-R-SB12, 4011 nucleotides. RefSeq lists its product as hypothetical. Gene Ontology annotation, molecular function: microfilament motor activity; actin filament binding; ATP binding. Gene Ontology annotation, cellular component: cell tip; cytoplasm; microvillus. Gene Ontology annotation, biological process: endocytosis; vesicle transport along actin filament; actin filament organization. The transcript has 16 exons. NCBI's taxonomy places the organism in Eukaryota, Fungi, Basidiomycota, Agaricomycetes, Polyporales, Adustoporiaceae. The record is from RefSeq and is a predicted model, not a curated record. The coding region runs from base 127 to 3861 and encodes 1244 amino acids.
CAGGCGAUUUCCAAGAAGGCGGGAAAGAAGGCCGCUGCGCCUCAGAAGGCAGGCGGUGGUGGAGGCAAAGUAGCGAAGGCGGACUGGAAGGAGGGCUUCAAGAAGAAGCAGGUCGGCGUGUCGGAUAUGACCUUGUUGACCACUAUCACAAACGAGGCUAUCAAUGAGAACCUGCAGAAGCGAUGGCUCGCCGGGGAGAUCUACACCUAUAUUGGCUCUGUCUUGAUAUCCGUUAACCCUUUCAGAGAUCUCGGAAUCUACACCGACGAGGUGCUACAGCGAUACAAGGGGAAGAACAGGCUCGAGGUGCCGCCCCAUGUCUUUGGCAUUGCCGAGUCUGCCUACUACAAUAUGAACGCCUACCACGAGAACCAAUGUGUCAUCAUAUCAGGGGAGUCUGGUGCAGGUAAGACGGAGGCAGCGAAACGCAUCAUGCAGUACAUCGCUGCCGUGUCGGGCGGUCGCGAUAGUAGUAUUCAGGAGAUCAAGGACAUGGUGCUGGCUACCAACCCCUUGCUGGAGAGCUUCGGCUGUGCCAAGACCCUCCGUAAUAACAACUCCAGUCGACACGGCAAAUAUCUCGAGAUCAUGUUCAACGAUCACGGAGAGCCUAUAGGUGCCCAGAUCACGAACUAUCUCUUGGAGAAGGGUCGUGUCGUCGGACAAGUGGAGAGCGAACGUAACUUUCACAUCUUCUAUCAGUUCACCAAAGGCGCUUCAGACGAACAGCGAGAGACGUAUGGUCUGCAGGGCCCGGAAGCAUAUGCCUACACAAGUGUGAGCAACUGUCUCGACGUCCAGGGCAUCGACGAUGUACAGGACUUCAGCGAGACCAUCAGGGCCAUGCAAGUCAUCGGUCUGAGCGACUACGAGCAGAGCGAGAUCUUCCGCAUGCUUGCGAUCAUCCUCUGGCUCGGCAACGUCCAGUACGAGGAGAUGGACGACGGCAACGCGCGCGUUGCUGAUACAAGCGUCACAGACUUCCUCGGGUACCUCAUGGAGGUUGACCCUGCGCUCAUGCAGAAGGUUAUGACGAUUAAGGUCAUGGAGACGCAACGCGGUGGACGGAGAGGGUCGGUUUAUGACGUCCCCCUCAACCCAUCGCAAGCAACGUCUGGGCGCAACGCCUUGGCGAAGGCGAUCUAUAACAAUCUUUUCGAGUGGAUUGUGUCGAAGAUUAACGUCUCGAUGAAGGCGCGAUCAUCUACUGCACAACUGAUCGGUAUCUUGGAUAUCUUUGGCUUUGAGAUCUUCGAGGACAACUCGUUUGAGCAGCUCUGCAUCAAUUACGUCAAUGAGAAGUUGCAGCAGAUCUUCAUCGAGCUGACCCUCAAGACGGAGCAGGAGGAGUACGUCCGGGAGCAGAUCAAGUGGACGCCGAUUAAGUAUUUCAACAAUAAAAUCGUGUGUGAUCUCAUCGAGGAGAAGCGGCCGCCCGGCAUCUUCGCCGCCCUCAACGAUGCUUGCGCGACAGCACACGCCGACCCGAGCGCCGCCGACAACAGCUUUAUCCAACGCACGGCGGGCCUCGCGUCGAACCCCCACUUCGAGGCGCGUGGCGCACAGUUCCUGGUCAAGCACUACGCCGGCGACGUGAUGUACAACGUCGCGGGGAUGACGGACAAGAACAAGGACGUAUUGGUGAAGGACCUGCUCGACCUAAUGGCGGGCAGCAACAACCAAUUCCUCCAAUCGCUCUUCCCGGACAGGCCGGAUCCCAACAGCAAGAAGCGGCCACCUACCGCUGGUGACAGGAUCAAGGCGUCGGCGCAAGCGCUGGUAGAGAACCUUAUGCGUGCGCAGCCGUCGUACAUCCGGACGAUUAAGCCGAACCAAAACAGAAGUGCGACCGAAUAUGACACCAAGGCUGUCCUGCAUCAGGUUAAGUACCUCGGUCUGCAGGAGAACAUCCGGGUGCGGCGAGCCGGCUUCGCAUAUAGGAACACGUUCGAGAAGAUGGUCGAGCGGUUCUACUUGCUCUCGCCCUCGACUUCGUAUGCCGGCGAUUAUACAUGGAAUGGCGAUUCGAAAUCUGGCUGCGAGAAGAUUCUUACUGAUACUGGGAUCGCCCGCGAGGAGUGGCAGAUGGGUGUGACGAAGGCGUUCAUCAAGAACCCUGAGACGCUCUUCGCUCUGGAGACGAUGCGUGACAGGUACUGGCACAACAUGGCUGGGCGUAUUCAGCGAGCGUGGCGUAACUAUAUGCGCUACAAACACGAGUGCGCACGCCGCAUACAGCGAUUCUGGAAGAACAACAAAGAAGCGAUCGAGUAUGCGAAGAUACGUGAUUAUGGGCACCAGAUCCUUGCAGGCAGGAAGGAGCGCAGACGGUUUAGUCUGCUCAGCUACCGACGCUUCAUGGCCGACUACCUCUUUGUCAAUGACAAAAGUCCUCUGGGUGAGGAGCUGGGUUCUGCUUGUGGUCUCGGUGCCGAGAAGGUCACGUUCAGUUCAAGGUGCCAGCUUUUGGUCUCGAAGGCACUUCGCUCAAGUAAACCUAGCCCUCGUUUCCUGAUUCUUACUCAGAAAGCUGUCCACAUUGUCGUCUUGGGUCAGACUAAGGAUGGCGUGACUUUCUACACCCUGGAACGCAAGAUACCGCUGGUAACAAUCAAGGGCAUAUCUAUGUCGAAUCUACGGGAUGAUUGGAUCUCAUUGAAUUUGGGUUCAACUGAAGAAGGCGAUCCUCUCAUCAGCUGCGUAUUCAAGACGGAGUUCGUGACGCACCUUCAACAGUUGACGCAAGGCGGUCUCAAUGUGCUCAUUGGUCCGACGAUUGACUACAACAAGAAGAAAGAGAAGAGAGCACAGGUCAAGUUCCUGAAGGACGAGACCGUUCCUAGGAAUGACGUUUACAAGAGUCAUGCGGUCCAUGUUCCUACAGGCGAGCCGCCAAGUAGCUUGUCGAACCCACCAGCAAAACGUAAGGCGGGCGUAGCGCGGCCGAUAACGCAAGGUAAACUGUUGCGUAAGGGUGGUCCUUCAGACAAACCGGCGGCAUCACGUCCGAAGCCUGCUGCAAAACCCUUACCGGGCAAGGCCGCAGCCCCUCCCGCCGCCAUAUCUUCGAGUUUCUCGACGUCAAGUGCAUCGCAAGCGCCGCCACCGCCUCCGCCUCCGCCCAGAGCAGCAGCGCUCCCUCCCCCACCAGAGCCAGAUGUCGAACUGUAUCGCGCCAAAUUCGCAUUCGAGGGCCAAGCGGGCGAGAUGGCUCUCAAGAAAGACGACGUGGUUGAGUUGGUCGAGAAGGAUGACAACGGUUGGUGGUUGGUGAAGAAGGACGGUGUCGAGGGGUGGGCACCCAACAACUACCUCGAGUUGGUACCACCAAAGCCAAAGGCUGCACCCGCGCCACCUCCGCCACCGCCCCCGCCGCCUGCCGCCAACCGUCGACCACCAUCUAUGCAACCGGCUGCGCCUGCUGCCCCGACCGCCAAGGCCACUGGGAAGUCCGUCAUCGCCGACCCGCAUGCCAAACCAGUAGCUGUGUUCCCGGGCAUGGUGCCAGCCAAUGGCUCUGCGGCGCCUUGGAAAAAGCAGGCGUCAACCAGCUCUACAUUGAACGGCUCGUCAACAGACAGCACGCCCGUCAGCUCACGGCCAGCCAGUUCUUUGGCAUCGAAACCUCCCCCGCCAGCGCCGAAACCGAAGCCUGGCCCUCCACCUCUGGCAAGCAAACCUGGAGGUGCUCCGCCGCCCAAGGUAGGAGCGAAGCCCCCUAUUCCUGUUGCAUCAAGACCCGCUGCUGCUCCGCCCAAGCCCAAGCCAGGCGGCAUAGCUAAGCCGGCCGCGCCAGGUGGGCAGCUGGAUCUGGCUGCUGCGUUGGCCAAACGAGCACAAAGACUAGCAGAGGAUGAGUGAUUUCCGCAAGUGGGUUUUAAGACAAUGACUGUGACAUGUAGACAUCUACGGCGUGUAAUAAACAAAGGAUGGCAGGAUCUAUGGUCAGUGCAUGCAUAGUCUGCUGCCUUGAGUUGUAAGUAUUGGCGUUGACCGCUUUCAAUCAACUCG